UCUUUUAGGCUUUUUUUCCCCCUAAGUUUUUUAAUAAAAUCCAAUCUUAUGUGUUGACACGGUGUCUUUUGAGGAAUAUAUUUAACGCUUAUUGUGAGUUCCGCUGGGAUGGUUUUGUUUUAAACUGAGUUUUAGCGGUUUCAAGGGAGUUUUUAGUGUGAAAACUUCAGUUGCAGGAUGGCCACCCCGAGCAAGACCCCACCCGGAGCCGAUCCGAAGCAGCUUGAGCGGACCGGGACAGUCCGGGAGAUCGGGUCCCAGGCGGUGUGGUCGCUGUCCUCCUGUAAACCAGGGUUUGGAGUGGAUCAGCUGAGGGAUGACAACCUGGAGACCUACUGGCAGUCAGAUGGAUCCCAGCCGCACCUGGUCAACAUUCAGUUCAGGAGGAGGACGACGGUGAAGAUGUUGUGUAUUUACGCCGAUUAUAAAUCAGAUGAAAGUUACACGCCCAGUAAAAUCUCUGUGAGAGUGGGCAACAAUUUCCACAACCUUCAAGAGAUCAGGCAGCUGGAGAUGGUGGAGCCCAGCGGCUGGAUUCACAUCUCUCUACUAAAUCAGCGAACAAACGAACCAAUCAGUACCUUCAUGAUCCAGAUCGCCGUGCUCGCCAACCACCAGAACGGCAGAGACACGCACAUGCGGCAGAUCAAGGUUUACACGCCUGUGGAGGAGAGCUCCAUCGGCAAGUUCCCACGAUGCACCACGGUGGACUUCAUGAUGUACCGCACCAUCAGGUGAUCCGAUCCGGCCGAUCCGGGACUCUCAGGAUCAGAGGACAGAAGACGAAGACUGAGCUGCUUGUUUGGAAGACCGACGGGUUCAACUGAUCGAUUUCCCACUGGUUCUGAUUGGGUUGGGAUAUUUCAGAUUGCCAAUAUUUAAAGUUGUUUUAAUGAGGGACUGAAACUGGGUUUGGAGUGAAACCUUUGUGCCAACAAUUCCUCCGGGUUUGUUUUUUGACUGUGAAAUAAAUGUUGUCAAACCAAAAA
Molecule: messenger RNA, 989 nt
Organism: Gambusia affinis (western mosquitofish)
Lineage: Eukaryota; Metazoa; Chordata; Actinopteri; Cyprinodontiformes; Poeciliidae
Gene: anapc10
Product: anaphase promoting complex subunit 10
Exons: 6
Coding region: 178-738 (186 amino acids)
Biological process (GO): anaphase-promoting complex-dependent catabolic process; protein K11-linked ubiquitination
Cellular component (GO): anaphase-promoting complex
Source: RefSeq, a predicted model, not a curated record